Vollenhovia emeryi is the source of this 274-nucleotide messenger RNA. RefSeq lists its product as uncharacterized. Lineage: Eukaryota; Metazoa; Arthropoda; Insecta; Hymenoptera; Formicidae. The transcript has a single exon. The record is from RefSeq and is a predicted model, not a curated record. The annotation marks the transcript as partial.
AGAAGAGACGAGGAGGGUAGGAGAAGAAAGUGUUGGCGGGGAGAAGGAGGAGUGGCACAGAAGAGAAGUCAGAGGAGAAGGCGGAGAAAAGAAAGAGAAGAGGAUGGCAGGAGAAGAGAAAGAGAGCGGAAGGAAGGACUGGAUGGACGGGCUGAGAGAGAUAGGAAAAGACGUGACGGAGCAACUAAGAAGGAUGGAAAGAGAGCUGAGUGGAAUAAGGGAGAUAAUGGAGAGAAAGGAGGAAAGAAAAAGAAGAGAGAAGAGGUGGAAGAGA